AUGUAUAUUAAAUUUUAUCUUUACGAUGAUGAAGAAGAAAAAGGAAAUAUAGCUAGUAACUUUAAUAUAUAUUGUUCUAAUGAUUUAUUAAAAGAAUUAAAAUUAAAUAUAGAUGAUAAUGCAGUAAUACGUCAUAAAUUAAAAGAUAAUGAAGAUAAAUCAUUUUGUGUUUGUUGUUGUUUCAAGAAUUACAAUGAAUUAAAUUUAAAAAAAAAAUUAGACUGUUAUAGUGUUUAUACUAAUUCCUUUGUUUUAAAAAGUUUAAAUGUUAAUUUAAAAAAUGAAAAUAAUAAUGGAAAACCAUAUAAUAUAAAAGUAGAAAUAAUAAAAGCGGAAGUUUAUGUUCCAAUUAAAGAAAUAAAAUUAAUUAUAAAAGAAAUAUUUAAUGAACCAUAUGAAAAUUUAAAAGAAUAUUAUAUUGAUUACACUAAUGAUAUAUUACAAUCCUUUUGGAAAAAUAUAAAAAGUAAAAAUAUAGAUAAAUAUAUUAAUCUUUCUUUAUUAAAUACCUGCUUAUUUCAAUGUAAUGUUAUUAAACUUUGUGUAAUAGGUGUUCAUACCUAUUUAUAUGUUAAAGAUGUAAUAUUUCAAUUUAAAAAUAAAAAAAGUAGCCAGAAGAAUUCUCAUUUGGAUAACAAUUUUUAUGUACCUUAUAUAAAUCAAAAUACUAAAAUUGUAAUUGAAAAGAUAGAUGAUAAUGAAAAUGAAGAAAGUGUUAGUGAACAAAAAUAUGAUGAGAAUGUAAAAGAAAAUGAGAAUCAAAAGGAAAAUAAAAAGGAAAACAUGAAAAAUGGAAGAAAGGAAAAGAUUAAUAUAUCAGAAUGUGAAAAUAGAAAAAAAAAUCAAAUGAACAAUUAUUUAAAAAAAAAAGGUGUGAAAAGAAGGGGGUUAAAAAAAAUAGGAGGAUAUAAUAAAAUUAAAGAAGAUAUUUAUUAUUAUAUAUUACUUCCUUUAAUAUAUAAAAAUAUUUAUGAUGAAUUUAAUAUUGAUAUUAAUAGAGGAAUAUUAUUACAUGGUCCACCAGGUUGUGGGAAGACAUAUAUUGCUUUAGCAAUAAAAGAAGAAUUAUUAUUAUUAAAAAAAAAAAUAAAUGAUGUAAAAUUAAAAAAUAAAAUAGAUUUUUUUACAAAUAUAAAAAGUAAGUUGGAUGAUGAAAACGAAAAAAAAGCAUUAAGUAAAGAAAAAAAGAGUUAUGAAAUAGAUUAUAAUGAUGACAUAAUUUUACCAGAAAUGGAAAUCUUAAAAAGUACUGAUUUAAUUGAUAACAAUAACAGUGGAGAAAAAAUAAAUGAGCUAUUUUUAAGAUGUUAUAAAAGGUACAAAGAAGAAAAAAAGUGCUCUAUUAUAUUUAUUGAUGAAAUAGAAAUAUUAUGUGAAAAAAGAGAAAAUUGCAAUAUAAAUUUGUAUACAUCUACUUUACUAAACAAUAUGGAUGGUAUUAAAAAACACACACACACUAUUUUAAUAGGAGCAACAAAUUAUAUUAAUCUAAUUGAUUUAGCUCUGAGAAGAAGUGGACGAUUUGAUAAAGAUAUUGAAAUAAAUAUUCCUAAUUUAAAAGAUAGAAUUUCUAUAUUUAAAAGUAAGUUAAGCAAAAUUAAUCAUAAUAUAAGUUUUAAAAAAAUAAAGGAAAUAGCGGAUUUAUGUCAAUCCUUUACGUGUGCAGAUAUUAAUGCAUUAAUUAAUGUAUCAAUGUUUAUAUAUUUAAAGGAGAAUAAUAUAAUAUCUCAUAAAAUUUUUAAAAAGUCUAUAAAAAAUUCUCAAAUAGACGAAGGAAAAGGAAAGAAAAUGCAUACCACAAAUAAUAAUGAAAAAGAACAAGUAAAUCAUUCAAUAAUAGAUGAACAUAUAAAAAAAAAUGAUGAUGAAAAUAAAUUUUCUAAAUUAUACAUUAAACAAAAAAAAAAAACUAAUUGUGAAGAAUUGAGUAUAGGAAAUUCUGAUAGUUUUACAAUAUUAUCUAAUGAAAAUAAAUAUACAUUAAGAUAUAAACAUUUAAUAAAAGGGUUAAAAUAUGUGAAACCUUCAGGAAUGAAAGAAUUAUAUGUGGAUAUUCCUAAAACUAGAAUUAAAGAUAUAGGUGGUUAUAAAUUUGUUAAAAGAUGUAUUAAAGAGUGUUUAAUAUAUCCAAAAAAAUAUGAACCAAUUUAUGAAAAAUAUAAUAUACUUAGUCCCAAAGGUAUAUUAUUAUAUGGACCUCCGGGAUGUUCUAAAACUUUAUUUGCUAAAGCAAUUGCUAGUGAAAUUAAUAUGAAUUUUAUAAGUGUAAAAGGACCUGAAAUAUUUUCUAAGUAUGUAGGAGAAUCAGAAAAGACCAUUAGAAAUAUUUUUAAGAAAGCUCGUGAAAAUAAUCCUUGCGUAAUUUUUUUUGAUGAAAUUGAUUCUAUUGCUAUGAAUAGAAAUAUAAAUCAAAAUUUUGUUUCUAACAGAGUUUUAUGUCAAUUAUUAAAUGAAAUUGAUGGAAUUUGUAAUAGAAUUGAUGUUAUUAUUUUAGCUGCCACUAAUAGACCUGAUCUUAUUGAUCCUGCAUUAUUAAGACCUGGAAGAUUUGAUAGAAUUAUUUAUGUCCCAUUACCAAAUUAUUCAUCAAGAUUUUCUAUCUUAAAAAAGACCUUAAAAUUUUAUAAAAUUAAUAAUAUGAUCAAUCAGAAAAAAGAGGUUUGCGAUAAUGAUAAUUUUUGUAAAAAUAUUAACAUUAAUGAAAAUUCUAACAUUGAUCUCAAUAUUGAAAGCAAAAUAGAAAAAAUUAGUGAAUAUGAUAAUGUUGGUAAAAAAAAAAUGAAAACUGAUAUUAUUGACAAUAGUGUAAAUUAUAUAUCUGAAAAAACCAAAAUAGAAAAAAGAGAAAAUGAAAAUAAUGAAAUUAAUAAUGAAAAACACUAUUUUGAUAUUGAUGUAGACAUUUACAAUAAUAUUGAUUUAAAAGAUGAUGAAAAACUCGAUGUUGAUUAUAGAAAAAAUAUGGAUGCUAUGGAAAAUUAUAACAGUAAUAAUUCUCACAAUUUAAAUAAAAACAAUGUGAAAAAAAUAAUAAAGAAAAGAAAAGAAAAAAAAAAUAAUAAUAAUAAUAAUAAUUAUGACAAUAAUUUUAUAGAGUUAUGUCAUUUUUUAGCUAAAAACACAAAAAAAUAUAGUGGAGCUGAAAUAGUAAAUAUUUGCAGAGAAGCAUCAAUAUGCGCUUUAAGAGAAACUUUGAAAAAAUACAAAAAUGAAAACCAUGAAAAAAAAGGAUCUUUUAAUAACAUUGAUUUUAUCGGUUUAAGAAAGGAGCAUUUUAUAAUGGUUUUAAAAAAAAUUAAACCUCAAACAAGUGAAAAACUUAUUAAUUUCUAUAAAAAUUAUAAUGAACAAAAAAAAUAUUAA
Molecule: messenger RNA, 3363 nt
Organism: Plasmodium gallinaceum
Lineage: Eukaryota; Apicomplexa; Aconoidasida; Haemosporida; Plasmodiidae
Product: AAA family ATPase, putative
Exons: 1
Coding region: 1-3363 (1120 amino acids)
Cellular component (GO): cytoplasm
Molecular function (GO): ATP binding; ATP hydrolysis activity
Source: RefSeq, a predicted model, not a curated record